This is a messenger RNA of Serinus canaria (Common canary), 5329 nucleotides long. RefSeq names its product polycystin 2 like 1, transient receptor potential cation channel (gene PKD2L1). The transcript is spliced from 15 exons. The record is from RefSeq and is a predicted model, not a curated record. Bases 310 to 2841 code for a protein of 843 amino acids. Gene Ontology annotation, cellular component: membrane. Gene Ontology annotation, molecular function: calcium ion binding; calcium-activated potassium channel activity; calcium channel activity. NCBI's taxonomy places the organism in Eukaryota, Metazoa, Chordata, Aves, Passeriformes, Fringillidae. Gene Ontology annotation, biological process: detection of mechanical stimulus; potassium ion transmembrane transport.
UUGCCGCUGUGAAGCAGAGAAGCGCUCCUGGACUUGCCGGUGUUCCCAGGGCGACUGGGAUAAUAGGGCUGACGGUGGUUCCUGACAAGGGGUAGUGCCACCCCUCUGAUCGGUGUCACCAGCUGAGCCGAUAUAAAAGACAGAGAGGAUGCUUGCUCUCUGUGGGGAGCUGCUGGUGUGCCCUCUCCUGGCUGCUGAGGCAGACGAGCUUUUGGCAUUGAUUAUCUCUCUGCUAACUAUUAAUUCCAGUCUGGGCAGGCAAUCAUCACAGUUCCAGCUAAAAAGUUAUUGUGCUGAUAGUGAGUAGUCAUGAAUUUGUCUCACCUAAACAACAGAGCCGAGAGCGACUUUAAAGUAUCAGAGGUGCAUGAACUGGAGACAGUGGGGAAGAAAGCUUGGGACAAUCCUGUUUACAGUGGUUCUCCCUCUACCUCCUUGAAAAUUCAAACCAUCUACAACCCCAAGUCUGUCCUGGAGAAUCCCUAUGAGAAUUUUGAAGAGGUUGUGGAUCCACUGCCUUACCAGGAAGAACAGAGCAAAGCUGUGAAUGGGAAGACAAGUCCUCUCCUCAAGUGCUGCUUCUACAUCUUCAGAGGCAUCCGAGGUCUGUGGGGCACUACGCUGACUGAGAACACAGCUGAAAACAGGGAGCUGUAUGUGAAGACCACCCUGCGAGAGCUGCUGGUCUAUGUUAUGUUCUUGGUGGACAUCUGUCUCUUGACAUAUGGAAUGACGAGUUCCAAUGCCUACUACUACACCAAAGUGAUGUCUGAGCUCUUCCUGCAGACCUCUACAGAUGGCCGCGGCUCCUUCCAGUCCAUUGGCAGCAUGGCUGACUUCUGGGUGUAUGCACAGGGUCCCCUGCUGGAUAACCUGUACUGGACAAAGUGGUACAACAACGAGUCCCUAGCGGCGCACAGCACGCAGUCACACAUCUAUUACGAGAACCUGCUGCUGGGCGUCCCACGCAUGAGACAGCUGAAGGUGAAGAACAACUCCUGUGUGGUCCAUGAUGACUUCAAGGAGGAAAUCUCGGGCUGCUAUGAUGUAUACUCUGAAGACAAGGAGGAAAGGGUCUCCUUUGGGCUCAUCAAUGGAACGGCGUGGAGGUACCAUUCUGAGGAGGAGCUGGGUGGUUCAUCUCACUGGGGAAGACUAACCAGUUACAGUGGGGGAGGAUACUACAUAGACCUCAAGAUGACCAGGGAAGAGAGUGCUGAAGCCCUGCAGGUCUUGAAGGAGAAACUGUGGCUGGAUCGGGGAACACGAGUUGUCUUUAUUGAUUUCUCUGUGUAUAAUGCAAAUAUCAAUCUUUUCUGUGUUCUGAGGUUAGUGGUUGAGUUUCCAGCCACUGGUGGUGCCAUUCCCUCUUGGCAAAUCCGGACAGUGAAGCUUAUACGAUAUGUCAGCACAUGGGACUUCUUCAUUGUUGCCUGUGAAAUUGUAUUCUGUGUCUUCAUCUUCUACUAUGUGGUGGAAGAGGCUUUGGAGCUCCGUAUCCACAAGCUUCAGUACUUCACCAGCAUCUGGAACAUUCUGGAUGUGGUUGUCAUUCUGCUCUCCAUUGUUGCCAUUGGGUUCCACAUCUUUCGCACCACUGAGGUGAACAGGCUGCUGGGAGAGCUGCUGGAACACCCCAACACCUACGCAGACUUUGAAUUCCUGGCCUUCUGGCAGACGCAGUACAACAAUAUGAAUGCAGUCAACUUAUUUUUUGCCUGGAUCAAGAUAUUCAAGUACAUUAGCUUUAACAAAACAAUGACCCAGCUUUCCUCCACACUGGCACGUUGUGCCAAGGAUAUCCUGGGCUUUGCCAUUAUGUUCUUCAUUGUCUUCUUUGCCUAUGCCCAGCUGGGUUACCUUCUUUUUGGGACACAAGUGGAAAACUUCAGUACUUUUGUUAAAUGCAUUUUCACCCAGUUUCGGAUCAUUCUUGGUGAUUUUGACUACAAUUCCAUUGACAAUGCCAACAGGGUCCUUGGGCCUCUUUACUUUGUCACCUAUGUGUUCUUCGUUUUCUUUGUGCUUCUGAACAUGUUUCUGGCCAUCAUCAAUGACACCUACUCAGAAGUCAAGGAGGAGCUCUCGAGCCAGAAGGAUGAGCUGCAGCUCUCUGACAUUUUGAAGCAGAGCUAUAACCGGACACUCAUGAGGCUGAAGCUGAAGAAGGAGCAGAUUUCUGAUGUGCAGAAAGCCCUGCAGAAUGGAACAAAACAACUAGACUUUGAAGACUUCAAGAACAGCUUGAAGGAACUGGGCCAUGCAGACCAUGAGAUCACAGCAGCUUUCUUCAGAUUUGACAAAGAUGGCAACCACAUCCUUGAUGAAGAGGAGCAACAGCAGAUGAAGCAUGACCUAGAGGCAAAAAGGGUUGCUCUGAAUACAGAGAUUGAAAAUUUGGGGAAAUCCUAUGCUGACAACAACCUGGAUGAGAAUCUGACCUACAAGGAAGCAAGGAAUAACCACACUAAUAAGGCCACCUGGGUCUCCAAAGAAGAGUUCCAAGUCCUCCUGCAUCGUGUGCUGCAGCUGGAACAGUCCAUAAACAGCCUUGGCUCCAAGAUUGAUGCAGUGGUGAAGAAGCUUGAUGUGCCAGAAAGAAAAGAGCUGAAGAGGAAGGAUCUGUUGGGCAAACCACUGGGUGAUGUUAGCAUGGAGGAAGAAGCCAGUCAGGAAGAGCUGUACCCCCAGAGCCUAGACCAGCUGGGAAAAGAAGCAGAAAGUUGGGGGAUGGAACACAUACAGAGAAACAACCUGAGUGGCAACUCUUCCCAAAAUGGGGUCUAUCCCAUCUUGCCCAAGUCAAGUGUGCUGGGGUCUCAGGUGCCCAAGAACCUUUAACCAGUCUGAUGUACACUUCUAGAGCAGUGCUCAACAGCCCAGUGCUCCCAGUCUGGCUGCCAUGGUACCAAGUCCCUGUCAGUUGUUCCCCCAUUAUUAGGAUAAUCCAGAGAGCUGGACACAGACACCACUGUUGCCAGGAAUUCUUAAUGUGAAAAAUCAGGGAUGCUCUUCUCCAGUGAAACGAUGUAUCAUGCCACAGAGCUAGAACUCCUAUCCCUCUUCACCUCCUCCCCUGUACCUGUAUCUCAGGAAGAGGUGAAAUUUGGCACUAGGUGAUGUAUUAGGUUUCUGCCUCCGAACAGGCUGGCCCAACACUGUUUAUCUAGCCUUCCCCAAAAAGUAGGGACCCCAGAACUCUGACCGUUUGUGUCCAGAUAAGCAUAUUGCAGCUUGUUCCCAAGACACAAUGGUCUGCAGGAGAAAGAUAUGGCUGUCAUGUAAAGAAAGCAGAAUGUAAUCACCAGUGGGAAAUGGGAAGAAGAAAUGUAGUUGUUUCUACCUGGUUGCAGUUUGUUUCCAGAUUACCUUGGUAACCCUCUCUGUACCUUAGGUUCAGGUGUUGAGGAAAGAGCUUACUAGUGCUUAACUCUGGAUAACAAUGAGAUACAAUAAGAGUUGACACCAGUGUAAUUGGGAGAAAGUCUGAAAUAUUCUAAAAUGAGAAGCAGUUGGUGGAGUCCUAGGCCUGAGUGUUAGGGAACAAACUUCUGGUUAUAUGUUUUCUAGCAUAGCUGUUGACAUUAAGAAAUCUGUCAUUUAUUUUCACACUCUUUAAAUUGCAUCUCAAGGUUCUUGCAUCUUGCAAACUAGCAUCCCAUUUAUGAAGUUUGGUGCUUCUUGUUUUUGUCAAGGAAACAAAUUUGCAGUUAUGGGUGCUGACACCAUUUGCAUUUAAGAAUAUUGUGAAAAUGAUUGUCAGAUUUUUCACCACGUGCAAAAUACUUUUUUUCCAAGCAUUUUUCUGUUUGCUGAGGCUUCCCUUUCCUUGUAAUUGGUGCAGGCUAUUGCUGCUAUUACAGGACCAUUGUAAAUAUAUUUCAAAUACCUUAAUGACUGAUAUUCUGCAAUAGUUAACCUCAAAUAGGCUCCGAGGCUUAAAGCCAGUAGAAAUGUGAGCUGUACCAGACCACUGCUAACAGUUCUCAUUAGUGCUACACUGUUUAGUGUGCUGUGCAGUGACAGGUUCACUUGGGACCUUGUGCAGGCGCAUCUUGUAUUGCCACCUUUUUUCAGAUGGAUGUGUCACUGCAUUCUGGGGAAAGCCUCUUUGGCAGUGUCUGAAGGACCUCAGGAUGAGCCCUGUCCUCAGAUGGCCCAGGUUUCAGUGCUGCCACAGCCACAAGACAGUCUUGGUAAAUUGAAGGAGGCUGUCAUUCAACUAAAGGGCCUGGCAGAAGCUGUGAGAGGGAGCUUGCUGCCCAGCCCACAGGGAGGUUAGAUUUCAAACAGGAGCUGUGGAGGCAGGAACUGCAGGGUCUCAUGACUCACUUCCCAUCAUCAGCUGGUCCUGCUGCUGGGGAUGAGGCUGUGAGAUAUUGCCAUGGUUCUUCACUCCCAGUUCCAGUGAAUUCAGAAUUGAGCAAAACAUCUUACCUUCAGCUCUUCUGGCUGAAAACAGAACAGUGGUGUUGCUUACUUCCUCCUCCUCUCUGCAUUGAAGUUAUUAUCUUAUUCAGAAGAAAACAGCCUGUCAGGAGAACUUCCUAAAAUAGGCUUUUUCCCCAAAUUAAACAGGAAAUUCAUAUACUAAACUGUGAUUGAAUAGAGGAACUAUGUGCUCUAUAAUGGGCUCAAAUAGUGCACACAGCCCUUUGUAAUCAAUUCAUGAGGUCAUCUGUGUUUUGAAAGAUACAGAGGAAGGUUCUUACAAAUCAAUUUGUAAGACCUUGUUUUAGAUCCUAGUUCAAGAGCAGACUACAAGUACCAAGGCAUAAUUGCAAAGCAAGAAAAGAAAAAAGGCUGUUCUUUUGAGGUCUCUGAAAGUGUCUGCCUUUUCCAUGGACUCAAAUUACUGGAUGAGAUUCUGAGUCUGUAUUACUGCACAGGUAUCAAAUGCUUGGGAUGCUGAUCUUUUAGGAACUAAGUCUGGCACUUUGGGAGAGACCCAAGCAGCAGUUGUCUGCUUCAGGUGGUAGAACCUGUGCUAGUAGCCAGUGUAAGAUAUGUUGCUGGCUGAGGCUGAACUUCUUAACCUAGAAAUAACUACUGUGAGGGUAACAGGAUCCUGAAAACAGGUUCUGCCAAGAAAGUGAAGGUAAAACUUAUUAUCUGUAAAGCCUGGCUUUACAAAACCUCAGAUUUCUCACAAGGGAGAGUGUUGUUCAGCUGCUCUGUUCAACAGAGAAGAUGACACAGAACCUCCCUUUCUGCAUUGCUCAGUUUCUUUUCUCUUCCCCUCCUAAGCUGUGCCAAACCCCAAGACCAGCCCCACAGAUAUCCUCCUACUGAGGCAAGGGUGCUGCAGCCACAGCAGCAAGUGUAAGAG